GGCGGACUAUCGGCAGCCCCCAUAUCGAAUCGCCCGCACACGCAAAUGCAACUCUGUUGUGACAUCUCGCUCGUUGGAAAAGCAAAAGCAGGCGCAAAAUAAAUAAAUUUGCUCACGUCCCCAUACAAUUCUCUUUGUACAGUCGCAAAAGCAAACUAAUAAUCGAAGAUGAGCUACGCCGCUGAUGUUCUGAACUCGGCCCACUUGGAGCUCCAUGGCGGUGGCGACGCCGAGCUGCGUCGUCCCUUCGAUCCCACGGCCCACGAUCUGGAUGGCUCCUUCCGGCUCACCCGGUUCGCCGACCUCAAAGGACGCGGCUGCAAGGUGCCGCAGGAUGUGCUCUCCAAGCUGGUGUCCGCCCUGCAGCAGGACUACUCCGCCCAGGACCAGGAGCCGCAAUUCCUCAACGUGGCCAUUCCCCGGAUCGGCAUCGGUCUGGAUUGCUCCGUAAUCCCGCUGCGACACGGCGGACUCUGCCUGGUGCAGACCACCGACUUCUUCUACCCCAUCGUCGAUGAUCCCUACAUGAUGGGCAAAAUUGCCUGCGCCAAUGUGCUCAGCGAUCUGUACGCCAUGGGAGUCACCGAUUGCGAUAAUAUGCUGAUGCUCCUGGCGGUCAGCACCAAGAUGACGGAGAAGGAGCGCGACGUUGUUAUCCCCCUGAUCAUGCGGGGCUUUAAGGAUUCCGCUUUGGAGGCGGGCACCACUGUGACUGGAGGCCAGAGCGUGGUCAACCCCUGGUGCACCAUUGGGGGAGUGGCCUCGACCAUUUGCCAGCCCAACGAGUACAUUGUGCCCGAUAAUGCCGUGGUGGGAGAUGUACUGGUGCUGACCAAGCCACUGGGCACCCAGGUGGCUGUGAAUGCCCACCAGUGGAUUGACCAGCCGGAGCGCUGGAACCGCAUCAAGCUAGUGGUGUCCGAGGAGGAUGUGCGCAAGGCCUAUCAUCGCGCCAUGAACUCCAUGUCGCGGCUAAAUCGUGUGGCCGCUCGCCUCAUGCACAAGUACAACGCCCACGGAGCCACUGACAUCACUGGAUUCGGACUGCUUGGUCACGCUCAAACCCUGGCUGCCCACCAGAAGAAGGACGUGUCCUUUGUCAUUCACAAUCUGCCAGUGAUCGCCAAGAUGGCCGCGGUGGCCAAGGCCUGCGGCAACAUGUUCCAGCUGCUGCAGGGUCACUCGGCCGAGACCUCGGGAGGAUUGCUGAUCUGCCUGCCGCGCGAGCAGGCCGCCGCCUAUUGCAAGGACAUCGAGAAGCAGGAGGGCUACCAGGCCUGGAUCAUCGGAAUCGUCGAAAAGGGCAACAAGACCGCCCGCAUCAUCGACAAGCCGCGCGUCAUCGAGGUGCCCGCCAAGGAUUAGGUCUCCUCCAUGCGCCCAACCGCUUUUGUCUACCUUAAGUAUCGUAAUAUUAACGUAACUGCUGCUCCCCUCAGUUGUAACCGGCUUUAUCGGUCCUUGUUUUUUAUAAAAAAGCUUAUCAACUACAGAUUCUAUGAUCACUAUAAUCAUGGACGUCGCUACUGAAAUACGAGUGAAUAAAAUGAAAACACUUGACUCUUUUGUAUCGAGUAAACGAA
This is a messenger RNA of Drosophila biarmipes, 1583 nucleotides long. RefSeq names its product inactive selenide, water dikinase-like protein (gene Sps1). The transcript has 2 exons. Gene Ontology annotation, cellular component: cytoplasm. The coding region runs from base 169 to 1365 and encodes 398 amino acids. Lineage: Eukaryota; Metazoa; Arthropoda; Insecta; Diptera; Drosophilidae. The record is from RefSeq and is a predicted model, not a curated record. Gene Ontology annotation, molecular function: ATP binding.